CUGCCUUUGUUUACAUCCAGUGCUGGUGACGAUGGGCCCGGAGAGGUGUGUUAGCUAACCCGUCUACCAGAGCUGUUUCAGGGGCACGGGGACAUCCUGCAGCGCGGGGGUCGACCAUCCGAACCGCAGUCACCAGAGGGUGAUGGAAGUGUCCUCACAGGAUCCAUCUCUCAUGGCAAUGGACCUGUCAAAGAGCUACAAGCCCCUGACCCGCAGCCACACUGAAGCCAUGGACCUGGCGAAGAAGCCGGAGUGGUACCACCGACGGCCGCCGAGCUGCAGCGCAGACAUCACCUCCUCAUACAGAUCCAGAGCAGCGUCAUCCUUCAAUCCUCUCUCCACGCAGCCAGGAGCACCCGUCCACUGCAGAGACAUGGAGCAGGGAUCUGAGGCUUUAGGUAACUACAUGAAUUCCACCCUCGCUCCAGGACUCGAUCUGUACCAUGACAGAGUUCAUGGCAACCUGUGGCAUCCGGGUUUUUACGAGCCCGACCAGAUCAGCGGCCCAGUUCCUGAAAGCAGUGGCGGAGAGGAGAGCGACAGCGGCUCUGAUGUUAUUUUCCUUGUCUCCUCUGCGAAGGAGCCACUCUUAUGCAGUCCGUUCAUCCAAGAUGGUGUGAGGCACAUUGUGGAGCCUCUGUCGCCGGCUGUGUCUUCAUUGGAUGAAGGGAGAGGUUGCUAUCACCUACCUCAGCCUUUGAGUUCGCCCAGCCCUGACAGCUCAUACUCAGAAGACUCCUCAGACAGCUCAGUCGACAUUCCUGUUCAUCACACAAGGCCCGUCGUCCUCCUGUCAGACCUCAGUGCCGUCUACGGCAACCCUGCUGAAUCUCCUGUUGAUAUUACUAGUGAUGACAGCGAUGUUAUCGAAGUUUCAGUCACUAAUGACAAGAAAAAAAGCUGCAACUUUCCUUACAAGAAAAACCUGUCUUGUAAGAAGAGCGUGAUGAGACCAACUCCACCUCAGAGUGAGGGGGAAAAGACUCCCCCUCACCUAACCCUACCUAAAGAAGUACGACGUAGCAACAGGAUCAGAAAAUCUUUGUCUGACACGCCCCAGUUCACUUAUGGUGUGUUUCGGCACAGUUUAAGGAGACAGGCCAAAAACGACGCAGUGGGUAUUUACAAUGAAAGUUGUGAUUCAGAUGAUAUGAUGGAGUUCGCGGUGAGGUCGUCAAGCCUACAGGCAGACGAGUCGGUGUCACAGCCAAAUGUUUCCCAAAGAGUGAGCAGUAAUUCAGACGAGUCUGAUGUGGAAGCUCGGACAGAGAGGAAAUCCCCUCCUAGGGCGCCGCAGCCUCGCCUUAAAGCUUCGUACACAAAAUGCAUCAAGCAAAAGAAGCCACUCGCCAUUCACAAAACAAAAACGUUAAGUCGAACAAAACAGAAGCAAAAACUCAGAAUCUCUCCACAGCAGGACCAACAGAGCUCAUCCUGCAGGAGUGUGUCAGGAAACAAAAAAACUGUCACCAGACGAAAGAGAAAAAGACAAACUCAGACUGGACCCUCUGCUCUGUUUUCUCCCAGAGAGCCAGAAAUCAUGCUUAAAUAUGCAAAAGUCAAAGGGGAGAAAAAGGACAAGAAAUCUGACAGGUUUUGUCCCUUCGUUCACAUGGCGCACAGGAUGUGCACGGUUGUCAACUAUCAAGAAGAGGAGGCGACCGUGCGGAGCAGCCGAGGGAGACAGCAGCGGACAGCCGCCAUGUCUUUGUCUGGAUUUGUUCCCAGCACUUCCUGUUUCCAGCUGGGUCGGCCCGGCUCAGAGAGCAGGUGUCAGGCCACACUGUCAUGCAGCCUGUGUGGUCAGACGGCCAACGUCAUGGGGCUCGGGGACCUUCACGGCCCGUACUAUUCCACCACUUCGUCUCUGAAUGGCCAGAGCUGCAGGACUGAGCAGAAAGAGGAAGACGACUCACAUGGACUCGCUAAUAGCCAUUCAAUAAAUUCCUCAGACGGGGGUUGUGAUGGUCACAACCGCUCUCCUGCCGUCAGAUGUUCGCUCGACAGGGACCAUGACUCGCUCCCAAAGUUGCCUCUUCAUAUGGAUGAGUGCUGGAUCCAUGAGGACUGCGGCAUCUGGUCCGCCAGCGUCUUCCUCGUCAGAGGAAAGCUCUAUGGGUUAGAGGAGGCGGCCCGGCUCGCACAGGAAGCAGUUUGUUCAACCUGCCAACAAACAGGUGCAAUAAUGGGCUGUUUCCAGAAGGGCUGUCCCAGAAACUAUCACUACAGAUGUGCCAUUCAGUCAGGCUGCGUCCUCAAUGAAGAGAACUUUUCCAUGAGAUGUACAGAGCACAAGAACAAAGCGUUCACCAGUGUAACCAGACAUCACAAGAGAUGACGCCAGAGACACGCGGGGCACUGGAGGAUCCACAGAUCUCCCCAGGGUGCGACGUGAGCUGCCUGACUGUCACCUCUGCUGUUUUUUAAACACUAAUUAAAGUGUUGGCUCCGAGCAGAAGGAAAAACCUUCUGGUAAGAGUUCACUCAUCAUGACAGACGGAUCAAACCAGGGGCCACUUGAGUGUUUUCAAGAGAAGUGUCUUUGUCUUGUUCUGUUCUUUCAUAGGUCUUUAAGUCAGGCAGUUUAACCAACUGGACUGAGCCUAGAUCAUGUGUGUGUGUGUGAGAGUUAAUGUGUGCGUGGGAGUUAAUGUGUGUGUGGUUGGGUGUGUAUUUAUUCUCGAUGAUCAACUCUUGGACUAGCCAUGUCACAAAUAAUGUUUAUUAUUUGACCAUAAUAAUGAUAUUAGAGUUUAGAUUAACUUUAUUAAUUCGUUGUAUAGAGUAUAAUAUCUUUAUAUAAGGCCACUUCUUUGCUUUCUACUGUUUUUGUACAACUUUUCUAUCACUGUUAGUACGCCAGUCUUCACAUAAACAUAACAUCAUUGAUAGUCAUGGAGAUGCAUGCACAGUUGAUGUUUGCUACAAGCACUUUAAAGUAUGAUUUUACUUCUUUUUUUUUUACUUUCCAUUUGUUGACUUUGCUCUUCCUUUUCUACUAUAAUUAUUUAAAUUAAACAGAAAGCUGAACUAAGCAAGAUUUAUAUAUAAAAAUGUUAGAUUUCUGUCUAAAUCACAAAGUAGGGCUGCAAAAGAAAACAAUCCAAUCACUAACUGAGACCACAAACUGUUAAUUCAACAUUUCCAAGCUGAUUUAUUUUUGGUGUCAGGUUUAAGAUUCUCGUCUGUGAACAAGACGUGGAAACUUAAAACCAACAAACUGUCUGUUUUGUGGCAGAGCUGCUGAAGUUUUCUCUCAUGUCAUGUUUGAGAGUUUUAAGUAUGUUUUAGUUUUAAGAUGUAAAGUUAAAAGUUAAUUUCAACCAAAUCACAAAAAAAAGUAAUCUGAUUCAGAUUAUUUUCCCUUUAUGUAUGAAACUAAAGUCAAGCUCAUUUUCUCACAUUGGUAAUUAUUGUAAAUUUAAUAUUUAAAUUGUUUUAGACUAAAUUGAGAAAAUGAAAACCGACAUAUUAAUCUGUAAUGUUUAAGCCAUGUUGGUUUCAUUGCAGAGAUCUCGUCAUCAUCACCAGUCACAAAUUCAAAUUUUAGCUUUUCAGGUUCCCGUAAUAAACAGAAAGUGUAAUAUAGCCGUGGUCUUUAUCCUGUAUUUGUUAACAAUUUGUCAUUUAGCUACUUUAUGAUUAUACUGAAGUACCAGUGAACGUACAGAAAACUGUCACUGAAUUUACUUGAUAGCAAAGAAACGUGACCAAAAAUAAAUCUGCUUGAAAUAUUCUUUUCUAUGAUUCCUAAGCAGCUUUGUGGAUGCUUAUGAAAUUGACUGUGGCAAGUGCUAUUCAGGCUAAAACAAACAUAUGUGAUUUUCUUUAGGUUAAAUAUGCUACACUGGAUUAUCCUCAGCAAAUAAAACUAUGACUAACCCGAACUGUAUUUAAAGAUGGACGACAUGAUGAGUCCCAAAAAUAAUGCUAGAGUGAGGUUGAACAACGUUAUGAUUGACCGCUGGGACUGACUUGUGAUUGGUCCAGCGCAUGUGACUGCAAGGUCCCACGACCACAUUUUCAUUCCCUGAUCGCUGCUCUGCAGGCUCUGGCUCCAAAUGAUGGCAGCCACCAUAUCCGGGAUAUUUUGGCUUAAUUUCUGUUAAGUGGGAUGAAGUGGAGAUGCAUUGUCCAUCUUUAUUUAGAGUCUAUGAUGAUGAAUUACAUAACCUGGUCAUGUAAAACUGGAAGUUGAAAAAUAUGGAUUUGUGAUUUGCGUGAAUUGGCCCUUUAAUAUAUUUCUAACCUUUCGUUGCCAUGUGGAUCUGAAGUCACAGAUUGUAGCUUCAACUGUCCAUCCUCUGUAUGAUCUGUUGUAUUUCAGUUUUCAUGAAUCAUGACUGGACAGACAUGACAGAUGAUAAACAGACACUAACCGUUUAAAAAAAAAAGAAAGAUGUUAAGUAAAUUGUGAGAGUUUGUUUCAUGCCUGCACUUUAUAUUGUUUGAGGAGUUAUUAUUUAAUAAAAGUCAUUGAAAUUGA
Molecule: messenger RNA, 4486 nt
Organism: Hippoglossus stenolepis (Pacific halibut)
Lineage: Eukaryota; Metazoa; Chordata; Actinopteri; Pleuronectiformes; Pleuronectidae
Exons: 6
Coding region: 143-2338 (731 amino acids)
Biological process (GO): regulation of transcription by RNA polymerase II
Cellular component (GO): nucleus
Source: RefSeq, a predicted model, not a curated record